This is a messenger RNA of Micropterus dolomieu (smallmouth bass), 467 nucleotides long. RefSeq names its product kinesin heavy chain-like. The record is from RefSeq and is a predicted model, not a curated record. Gene Ontology annotation, biological process: microtubule-based movement; mitotic spindle organization. Gene Ontology annotation, molecular function: ATP binding; microtubule motor activity; microtubule binding. The transcript has 4 exons. Lineage: Eukaryota; Metazoa; Chordata; Actinopteri; Centrarchiformes; Centrarchidae. The annotation marks the transcript as partial.
GGUUGUACUGAGCGUUUUGUGUCCAGUCCGGAGGAGGUGAUGGACGUCAUUGAUGAGGGCAAAGCCAAUCGACACGUGGCAGUGACUAACAUGAAUGAGCACAGCUCUCGCAGCCACAGCAUCUUCCUCAUCAACAUCAAGCAGGAAAACAUGGAGACAGAGAAGAAACUGUCGGGGAAGCUCUACCUGGUCGACUUGGCGGGCAGCGAGAAGGUCAGUAAGACAGGAGCAGAGGGGGCUGUAUUGGAUGAGGCCAAGAACAUCAACAAAUCCCUGUCAGCGCUGGGAAACGUCAUCUCAGCUCUAGCCGAGGGAACAAAAACCCACGUGCCGUACAGAGACAGUAAGAUGACUCGGAUCCUGCAGGACUCUCUGGGGGGAAACUGUCGCACCACCAUUAUCAUCUGCUGCUCGCCGUCCGUCUACAACGAGGCCGAGACCAAGUCCACACUCAUGUUUGGACAGAG